Messenger RNA from Oenanthe melanoleuca, 1926 nucleotides. RefSeq names its product ADP-ribosylhydrolase ARH1-like. The record is from RefSeq and is a predicted model, not a curated record. The transcript is spliced from 7 exons. The coding region runs from base 59 to 1135 and encodes 358 amino acids. NCBI's taxonomy places the organism in Eukaryota, Metazoa, Chordata, Aves, Passeriformes, Muscicapidae.
CCCUGGCCAGCACUGGCCCCGUGCCCCGAGCCUGACAGGCGCUCCCAGCUGCUGCAGCAUGGAGGAGACGGUGCCCUCGGUGGAGUCCUACGAGGCUGCCAUGGUGCUGAGCGGGGUGGGGGACGCGCUGGGCUACCGGGCAGGUCGCUGGGAGUACUGCACCUCGGGCCCCCAGAUCCACGGCGAGCUGGCCCAGCUGGGGGGGCUGGCAGCCAUCAGCCUGGAGCCCCCCGAGUGGCCCGUGAGCGAUGACACCGUCCUGCACCUCGCCACCGCCGAGGGGCUGGCCACAGGUCUGGAGGGGGAGCCCCUCCUGCAGGAGCUGGCUCGCCGCUAUGUGGCCGCCAUGGGGGACAUGGAGGGACGCAAGCCCGGCCCCAGCAGCAUCCUAGGCACCUCGCAGCUGCGGCCGGGGGAGCCCGAGGGCUAUCGCAUCCCCUUCAACCCCCGCGGCACCGGCUGCGGGGCCGCCAUGCGCAGCCUGGCCAUCGGCCUCAGGUACCCGCACACCUGGGAGCUGCCGACCCUGAUCCGGGUGAGCAUCGAGAGCGGGCGCAUGACCCACCACCACCCCACUGGGUACCUCGGAGCACUGGCAGUGGCCCUCUUUGGGGCACUGGGGGCUCGGGGUGAACCCCCAGAGCGCUGGGGGGCUGAGCUGCUGCGGGUCCUGCCCCUGGCAUGGGACUACGUGAAGGGCACCGGGGUCGCCGUGGAGGACAACGCUGCUGCCUGGCCAUUCUUUGGGGAGGCGUGGCACCGGUACCUGGACUCCCGUGGGCUCCUGGAAGGCCGUGGCCCACCACGGGUUCCAUCCCUCCCCUCCCCGGCUGAGCGGGACACAGAGUACCUAGGCUGGGCACUGGAGGGGUGGCCGGGGCGCAGUGGCCACGACGCACCCAUGGUGGCCUUGGAGUCGCUGCUGGCAGCUGGCGGGAGCUGGGAAGAGCUGUGUGGCAGGGCAGUGCUGCACGGAGGGGACAGCGACUCCACGGGGACCAUCGCUGCUGGCUGCUGGGGGCUGCGCUGGGGGCUGGAGUCCAUCCCGCCGGGGCUGCACCGCCGCCUGGAGCACCGCGGGCGGCUGCGCGACACUGCGCACCGGCUGCACGCGCUGGCCUGGGGGGCACGGUGAGCGCCCCUCUGUGCCUGCCUGGCCUGGGGGGCACGGUGAGCGCCCCUCUGUGCCUGCCUGGCCUGGGGGGACAGUGAGCGCCCCUCUGUCCCUGCCUGGCCUGGGGGGCACGGUGAGCGCCCCUCUGUGCCUGCCUGGCCUGGGGGGCACGGUGAGCGCCCCUCUGUGCCUGCCUGGGGGGAACAGUGAGCGCCCCUCUGUCCCUGCCUGGCCUGGGGGGCACGGUGAGCGCCCCUCUGUGCCUGCCUGCCUGGGGGGAACAGUGAGCGCCCCUCUGUGCCUGCCUGGGGGGGACAGUGAGUGCCCCUCUGCCUGCCUGGCCUGGGGGGACAAUGAGCGCCCCUCUGUGCCUGCCUGGGGGGAACAGUGAGCGCCCCUCUGUGCCUGCCUGGCCUGGGGGGACAAUGAGCGCCCCUCUGUGCCUGCCUGGGGGUAACAGUGAGUGCCCCUCUGUCCCUGCCUGGCCUGGGGGGGACAGUGAGUGCCCCUCUGUCCCUGCCUGGCCUGGGGGGAACAAUGAGUGCCCCUCUGUGCCUGCCUGGCCUGGGGGGGACAAUGAGCGCCCCUCUGUCCCUGCUGUCACCUGCUGGCCCUCUCCCUGCAAAGCUCCCGGGGCUGCCAGGGCACAGCAGAGCCCUGCAUGGGGUCACGGAGGGGCUUGGGAGAGCCUUGGGCCCUGCAGGGUGUGCUGGGGUCCAAGGGAGACCACCCCAGUUACCCCAGGUAGAGAGCCCAGAACUGCCCAAGGAGCCUCAGCCACCCCCACAAUAAAAACAUCUCCUCCCGAAUAG